Messenger RNA from Trichosurus vulpecula (common brushtail), 384 nucleotides. Its product is annotated as transmembrane protein 263-like. The record is from RefSeq and is a predicted model, not a curated record. Lineage: Eukaryota; Metazoa; Chordata; Mammalia; Diprotodontia; Phalangeridae. The coding region runs from base 1 to 384 and encodes 127 amino acids. The transcript is spliced from 2 exons.
AUGGCCAUCGUGAAGUCUGCAGAAUCAGGAAAUAUAGAAAUCAUCUAUAGUUUGUAUGAAGGGCACCACCAUAGCCCAGUACUCUGUGUCUAUUCGAGAAAAGCCUUCCGGCAGCUGGAAGAGCAAGGAGGGGUGAUCUGGAGAAUGACUGGUGGCCUCUUCAGCAUCACCAAGGGCUCUGUGAGGGCCACUUUAGGAGGCAUUGCCUGGGUGGGGAGCAAGAGUCUGGCGUUCACCAAAAUAGCCAUGACCAUGGUGUCCACCGCUGGCAUGGGGCUGGUGAAGGGCAGCUUGUCAGCUGUGAGCAGCGGUGUAGGAGCUGUGGGCUCCGCCACGGCUGGGAAGGUCCCUUUCACUACCAGGAAGAAGAAUAAGGCUGAUUAA